AAGUUCCGGGAGACCGCCAAGGUGUUCCAACCCACCGACAUGUCACUCGUCACGCGAAAGGGUGUGUUUCCGUACGAGUAUACCGACAAAUGGUCGAGACUCGAGGAGACCGCCCUGCCGCCGAAACGCGAGUUUUACAGUAUAUUGACCGAGAAGCAUGUAAGUGAUGAGGACUACGUGCACGCGACGGAGGUGUGGCAACAUUUCAACUGCGCGACCCUCGGUGACUACAGUGACUUGUACCUGAAGGUGGACGUUCUCCUUCUGGCCGACGUGAUGGAGAACUUCCGUGACCUCUGCAUGUCGACGUACAACCUCGAUCCCGUGUAUUAUUAUACGGCGCCGGGGUUCACGUUCGACGCCAUGUUGAGGUAUACGGACGUCUCACUGGAGUUACUCACCGAUUACGAUAUGAUACUUUUCGUGGAACAGGGGAUCAGAGGGGGGUUGGUCCAGGCCAGUGAACGGUACUGUCGAGCCAACAACCCUAAAACGCCUGGGUAUGAUUCUGAGAAGCCAUCGUCGUGGCUCGUCUACCAAGAUUGCAACAACUUGUACGGGUACGCCAUGGGAGAGUACAUGCCCUACGGGGGGUUCAAGUGGUACGAUGGGGAUUUGAAUCGCUCUCUAGAGCUGUUGAACGGUAUGACUGACAAAUCCGACGUUGGACGUAUCUACGAGGUCGAUAUCGCUUAUCCCGAUAACCUGCAUGACGUGCACAACGAUCUCCCCUUCCUACCACGGAAUGCCGUACCACCGGGCUCAAAAGUAAACAAGUUAAUGGCUACGUUGGAGCGGAAAGAGCGGUAUAUAGUUCACUAUAGAAAUUUAAAGCAAGCCAUUGCUAAUGGACUGGUAGUGGAAAAAGUUCACAGGGUGUUGGAAUUCCGACAGUCGGCGUGGCUUGCUGAAUACAUAAAUUUAAAUACGAGUAUGAGGAAGAAGGCUGGCAACGCGUUUGAACGUGAUUUCUUCAAACUACUCAAUAACGCGGUGUUUGGGAAAACUAUGGAAUGCGUUCGGAACCGUAUCGCUAUGGAAUUGGUUUCGUGUCCUCGUCGAAUGCGGAAACUUAUUAACAAGCCCACGUUCAAACACGUGACCACGUACACCGAGACUCUGGCCGCCGUAUCAUUGCAAAAGAGUGACGUACAUUUCUCCAAGCCUAUUUACGUAGGGUUCGCCGUCCUGGAAAUAAGCAAGGAGUUAAUGUACGACUAUCAUUACAACGUGAUGCGGCGGCAUUACAACGAUUCGAUUAGACUGAUGUACAUGGAUACAGAUUCCCUGGUGUAUCGAGUGGACACCGACGAUUUCUACAAGGACCUGGUGGACAACCCCGCGCUCCUCGAACGUAUGGACACCUCGAAUCUCCCCGUCACUCACCCGUGCUUCGUCGGUACGCGUAAGAAGACCCCCGGAUUGUUCAAGGACGAGACGGCGGGCCGUACUAUGUACGAGUUUAUUGCACUCCGGGCUAAAUCUUACGCGUAUAAAAUUGAGGGGGACGAAAAACUUGUUGCCAAGGGGAUUCGAGGACAUGUGGUCCGAAAUCACAUGACGUUCGAGGACCACAAGCGCUGUCUGUUCGAGGUCGACGGCGCUGGUGAUGGUGACGAGAGCGAGGAGCUCGGCACGGACGACGACGACGAUUUCGACGACGGUGACUUUGGCGACGACGAUGAGUGGAAGGACGUGGAGAUGAGACGGCGUGCGCGUCUGAUGGCCCGAUCGGUCGUCGACACGUUACACGGGAAUGCCGCGGCAGCUAGCGCCGCCGCCAUUGCCGGCGUGAAAUUCACCCCGACACCACUUCCCAUGUAUACACCGUACACACCGUAUAGGGAAAACGUUUCGAUCCGAUCGUUCGAGCACCGCGUCAAAACGAUUAAGACCAUGAAAAUGACCCUUAAUCGUUUUGACGAUAAACGUGUUGUUGACGAAGAUCGAAUCCGUACGCGCGCGUACGGCCAUUACACGCUACGCGCGUGAUAUUAUAUUAUUUUCUGUCUAUAAAUGU
Messenger RNA from Melanaphis sacchari, 2020 nucleotides. RefSeq lists its product as uncharacterized. Gene Ontology annotation, biological process: DNA replication. The transcript has 6 exons. The coding region runs from base 40 to 1992 and encodes 650 amino acids. The record is from RefSeq and is a predicted model, not a curated record. NCBI's taxonomy places the organism in Eukaryota, Metazoa, Arthropoda, Insecta, Hemiptera, Aphididae. Gene Ontology annotation, molecular function: nucleotide binding; DNA binding; DNA-directed DNA polymerase activity.